Pararge aegeria (speckled wood butterfly) is the source of this 13412-nucleotide messenger RNA. RefSeq names its product protein Gawky (gene gw). NCBI's taxonomy places the organism in Eukaryota, Metazoa, Arthropoda, Insecta, Lepidoptera, Nymphalidae. Gene Ontology annotation, biological process: positive regulation of nuclear-transcribed mRNA poly(A) tail shortening; miRNA-mediated gene silencing by inhibition of translation. Gene Ontology annotation, molecular function: protein binding; nucleic acid binding. The transcript is spliced from 18 exons. Gene Ontology annotation, cellular component: P-body; nucleoplasm. Bases 419 to 4315 code for a protein of 1298 amino acids. The record is from RefSeq and is a predicted model, not a curated record.
CAUUCCAUCCAGCCGUCGAAGCCGUGUUCUCGGGGGUUUGGGAUUGUGAUUUUGUAUCAAUCUCUAUAGUUAAUGUGCCAACAACUACCCUAAACGAAGAAAAGUGAAACGAUCGAGCUAACUGCAAAGCUGCUCGCCAGGAUCUGCCGAGCCCGCAUUAUCUGUGAUAUACAGCUCAGCCUCUCGUCCGUCCUAAAAGGGCUGGGCCACUCGGGGCUUGAGGCGUAUCCGCAGCAGCUUCAGUGGUGAUCUCACCCGCCCUCUGCCACAGAGGCACAAACACUGCUACCUGCUUAUGACUGCAUCACUACGAACCAUUGUUACUUAGUCUAUAAUUGAAACAAUAUGCAAUCUGUGAAAAUAAGUAUAAUACUAGGUGGAUAUUGUAGAAAAUUAUUCUAUUUAUAAUAAUUGUCUGAUGUCUAAUGUUUCUGUAAUAUUAUGUGUUCCACAUUUAAUUAAGGAUAAUUGUUAUUCCAAUAUUGAUACUGUUACCGAACCAAUGCAAUGUAAUAACUCCACCUCAAUGUUGGUGGUGAACACAAAUAAAUUUGGUGCUUAUAAGCGAGUCGAAGAGAAGAAUGAAAGUCAGCAAGUUAGUGUAAAAUUGGUAGAUAAUAAUAUUUAUAAUGUAGAGUUUGUUGAUAGUAUCCAACAAAACCAAAUGAUUGGCGAUACGCCUAACUACUGCAUUCCUUUAAAGAUUAACGCCAUAACAGUCCAGGGUAUCUCAUACAGUGACCCGUAUUUCAGUAGCUUUAACUUAAACUAUAAGAUGGCGUUUGGAGCGCCGGAGUAUAUGAACAAGUCUGAUUACGCUUUUAAAUCCUCAGUUUGUAUUAUACAAGAUGAGCCUUGCACGGACAAGACGCAACUACUAAAAGAUAAUAUGCCCGCUCAUAAAAUGAUAUGUAAAACGAAAACUCGAAUGAAUACGACUUACGACAAGUCUGUCGAAACUGACCAUGACAAUAAAGCAAAGGAUGUUGGUAACAAAACAAAGCAACUGAAUGUCAAAACUUUUGCUAACGGUGAUCUAACAUUUGAUGCGAUGGUGGAGUUACUGAGUAAGGAGAAGGAGAUCAUCAAAGAAUUGAGGAAGACUGAAAGUACAAACUUAUGGGGAGUACCGCGUUGUUUGCGGCUAGUUGGUGGUGGAGAAAGCUCACUCAACGCUGCCAGUGGAUGGGGCAGCCCACCUGCCGCCAAUAAUGCUGGAAAUUGGGGUGGUAAUUCCAGUGGCCAAACGAAUAACGGAACUAAUAGUUCCCAACAGUGGAACAGUUCGCAGCGUCCACCCACUUCCCAAGCUGACAUGAACAGUAACAAGGGGAAUGGCAAUCAGAUACCGCCGACCAGUGCAGCAUCGCAGAAUUGGCAAUCUUCCCCGCCUAAUAUGCCAAAUUCACAACAAAACAACAAUGGUGCACCACAAAGUAAUGGCACAAACAAUGCUGCCAACGGUAAUGGCAAUGGUGCCAAUCCCUCGAACACAAACGGCCCGUCACCCAAUGGCAGUAACGGGAAUAAUUCGAACAACAAUUCCUCGGCGAAAAUAGAACAGUUGAACUCUAUGCGAGAGGCGCUUUACAGUCAAGACGGCUGGGGUGGCCAACAUGUGAACCAGGAUACCAACUGGGAUGUGCCUGGCUCUCCUGAGCCGGGUUCGAAAGUUGAGCCAGCAGCUGCUGGUACCCAGCCAGCUUGGAAGCCGGUGAACAAUGGUGCUUUUCUUGGAACUGAUCUUUGGGAGGCUAAUCUGAGGAACGGGGGACAGCCUCCGCCGCAGCCUGCUUCGAAAACACCCUGGGGACAUACCCCUACGACGAACAUUGGGGGCACAUGGGGUGAAGAUGACGAUGCCGCCGACUCUGGUAGUGUUUGGACGGGUGCUCCUCCACCACAACAAUGGCCAGCUGGGCCUCCUCAACACAAUCAACAAUGGAGCGUGCCUAAGAAAGACGAUUGGAAUGCUUGGGGUGAACCCCAUAGGCCUUCUGAUCCAAGACUGGACCCUCACCGCACACCUGAUCCGAGACAGCAGCCCGCGGAUCCACGCGGUCAUGAUCUUCGCGGAGGAAUCUCUGGACGUCUGAAUGGGGAUAUGUGGAACCAGCACCAUCAACACCCUGGUGCACCUAACAAGAUGAUGCCAGCCAGCACUGUCAAUCAAUGGGGUGCACAGGGUCCAAAAGAACCAAUCAAGUCAUCCGGAUGGGAAGAACCUUCCCCGCCGGCAGCGCGCCGUACCGGAACCGGUUUCGAGGACGGCACGUCGCUAUGGCAACGCAGUAUGGGAGGGAUGUCCCGAGGAGCUCCCCAAGGCCCGCCCGCAUCACAACGUAUAGCACCCGCACCGACCAAACCCGACGCGGUUUGGGGAACGCAUUCCCAGAGGAACGGCUCUUGGGAGGAGCCCCAUAGUACUGGAUGGGGGGGAGAACGGGACGUCCCCACUUGGCCGGAUGCAUCUGGCCCCGCUCUAUGGCCUGUACCCAAGCCGAAACCCAGCGGGCCGACUGCCUGGCCCGAUGACAUUGGAGAGUGGGGUGGACCCAAGCCACCUCAGAGCGGUUUGCCCCAUGGCAAACAGCUGCCAAAGGAGAUGCUUUGGAAUAGCAAACAGUUCAGAUAUCUCGUCGAGUUGGGUUACAAGAAGGAAGAAGCCGAGGCAGCUCUCCGUAGCAGAGACAUGAACGCAGAGGAAGCACUGGAACUGCUGGUAGCCGCUCGUGGAGAAGGCUGGAGGCGUGACGAUCACUUCCACCAUGGACCCUUCCAGCCGCAGCCUUCUGUACCAUCGGUGCCACCAGCUGUCGUACAGAAGUUGCUCAACCAGCCACCACCACCCUCGGUGCAGCACCAUCCUUCUUACAAUCCUAAUAGUGGAACCGGAAGCAGCGGCCAACCAAGCACUGCUCAACUGCGCAUGCUCGUGCAACAAAUCCAAAUGGCCGUAUCAGCCGGCUACUUGAAUCAUCAGAUCCUGAACCAACCGUUGGCACCCCAAACGUUGGUCCUACUUAACCAACUGCUGCAACAAAUCAAAGUGCUGCAGCAUCUUGUACAGCAGCACACCCUGGCUAUACCGAAGCCAAACUCUACUCUUGCGAUGCAGUACUCCAUGCAGAUUACUAAGGCCAAGCAACAGAUUACCGCCCUACAGAAUCAAAUAGCGAAUCAGCAAGCUCUCUAUAUGAAGCAGCAGACCGGCGGUAGUGACUUGUUCAAGCAGAGUCACGACCCUCUCGCGCCGCUGCAGAACAACUUCGGUGAUAUGUCUAUUUCGAAGGAUACCCAAUCCGCCUAUGGCCCCAGUGGCAAUCAGCAAUCACGCUUAACCCAGUGGAAGUUGCCAUCUCUGGACAAGGAUGGCGAAGUUAACGACUUCAGCCGUGCACCGGGCACUGCUAAGUCAGCUACCAGCCCACAGCUCGGCCAGAUUGGCCUGCAACCUGAGUCUCCAUGGGGCAUGAGUCGCGCAUCGGAAGGAUGGGGUGACUCGGGCGCUGACGUCGCCGACGGCAAAGACGCCUGGCCGUCCCACGCCUCUCACCAGCCCGCCUACGACCUGGUGCCCGAGUUCGAGCCUGGCAAACCCUGGAAGGGCAAUCAGAUGAAGAACGUAGAAGACGAUCCAGCCAUGACCCCUGGUUCGGUGGUACGCUCUCCACUCUCGCUUCCCAGUAUAAAAGACACUGACAUGCUCGGUGGCAAAACCUCCCCACCGGGGGGUGAAAGGUCCCUAUCCUCAUCCACCUGGAGCUAUGCGCCACCCGCUACCUCCUCUGGGGGUCUGAAGCCGUCCGACGCUUGGGGCGCCAAGCCCCGCCCCGCGCCUCCCGGCUUGCCCAAAUGGCCCCAACAUCACGUGAACUCGCGUGCUGUGCCAUCUUGGCAGGCGUCUACAUGGCUCCUAUUGAAGAACCUCACUGCCCAGAUCGACGGGUCAACUCUGAAGACACUGUGCGUGCAACACGGGCCGCUACAGAAUUUCCAUCUCUACCUGAACCAGGGACUGGCGCUAGCACGCUACUCUACGCGCGAGGAAGCUGCUAAGGCUCAGAUGGCGUUGAACAACUGUGUUUUGAGCAACACUACAAUCUUCGCGGAGUCCCCCGCCGAGUCCGAGGUGCAGAUGAUUCUGCAGCACCUCGGCUCGGGCGGCGGUGGUGCCUGGCGUGGCGGUGGUGCCAAAGACAGUUGGGGUGGCGGAUUCCCGGGCCUGUGGCCGGAGCAGCAUGAGCAGCGCGCCACGCCCUCCUCACUGAACUCGUUCCUGCCUCCGGAUCUGCUCGGCGGGGAGUCCAUCUAAACACCCACCGACCAGCCGCCGCCCCUGUGUGGCCACGGAACUCGCCCAGCUAAUAUAGUUCACGUUGAGGUACCACAUUCGUCUCUCGCGGACAGCUACGAAAUUUUCGCGGGACAAUCGUUAUCGUAACACUGAGCAAUAACACGUAAAUUCCGGCGGGAAUUUCGCAUGUGUCAGAGUGGCCUUAGCCGUCGUCAGGCGAGCGUGCAAUGACUGUGAUGUAUUUAUGUUAUGUGAUGCCGUGGCCGCACGGGGCGCGCCCGGAGGUGUCUAGUUGUAAUUACGCUUCGCCGCACCCCGCACGGGGCCGGACUAAUUUUAUUCGCCUAGUCACAUCGAGUCGGACGCGGGGCGACGCGCCGCGCCGUCUCGCGCCCGCCGUAGCCAACUGUCCACAAUACUAUUAUCUACUGUUUCGUAAGUGUUCAUGUAGAUUAUUUAGUGUACAUAAGAAUUAUACAUAUACAACGUCUCAGACAUAUAAUGUACGGAGGGUCACACCCGAGCGGGCGGCGCGCGGUAAGACUCGUGCGUCGCCCGCGGCCGCGGCUCCUGUAAAUUACCAAAUAAUGUAAGCUAUCGGAUAGAGUAGUUGCGUCGCGGGCUACCUCAGUCACUCGUCCCGUGGCCUUAUUUUAGUCUGUAUUUAUUUUGUUGCGCUCGCGGGCUGUUGCUGUUUCGCCCGUGGAGCUUUGCGUUCCGAGUUUCUUUCGUGUUUUUUUUUUAUAUUCGUGGUUUUGUCGCAUACGCCCUAACGUAUUUUUAUUAUUAUUAUAUUAUUUAUUCAAUUUUAAAAUUCUCACUCGCGAUGAGCCCUCGUUUUCCAGUAGUGAUAUUUUAUACAGCAAUAAAAAAAAAAUUAAGUGCAUUUCGCCCGGUUAUCGAAGUUUUUAUUAUUAUUAUUAUUAGUAUGUAAUUUUAAUGAGAAUAACAAAAAUCGAAAUGGAUGAGAUUCGAAGUGCAUUCUUGUAGAAAUAAAUUCCUUUAAGCCGUAUAGUCUGAGAGGGAAGGAGUAGGUCGGCGGCGCCGACGCAUCUUGCCGGGCGGGCCGGUCGUCGGACCGCGUCGACCGAUCCGUCGGACGUCGUCGGACCGGUCCGGCGGUCUAGUUCCGCCGAUGCUAAUGUUUCCCCAAAUUUUUUCCAGUAUUUGUGAUUCAAGUGCCACUUUAUGUUUAAUAUAUGAAACGAUUAUCUAGAUUAUACGAUUAAUGUAAGGGUAACCUAAUAUAUUAAAUUGAAAAUUGUUUUAUCAUUUUAUAUUACAUACAUUUGUGAGAAGUGUUAUAAAGUACUAUAAUUGACCGUAAUUUAAAUAUUACACUUUUGUGUAUAGGUAAGGAUAAAGUUCUAACUUAAAUUUAGCCAUAUCAAUAUCUAUUUAAUAAAAGAUUUGUGGUAUUUUCUAUAGGCUCAAUUUAAACGUUAUUCAAAGUGACAUAUGCUUUAGAUAUUCUGUUAAUAAUAUACUUGUAGUCGUAGGUCUCUCGGUAUUACAUCAUCGUAGAUAUUAAGCGUACACCUAAGUCCUAUCGUAGCUUACGAUAAGCGAACGAUUGAUAUAUUACGGCAACGAUCGCACUUGUAAAUGUUCGUUACUAUAAAGGUUUAUUUACAUUUUUAUUUACUAUUUAAUUUAUUGAUGGUGUGCCACAGAGAUACUCUGCCAAAAUAUAUCAAUACCAAUAUGUAACAGGAUUAGCUAGUAGAGGCGAGCAGGAUCGCACAUGCACCCACCACGCUCGCCGAGCAGAGCCGAGCGGGCGCUCGCGGGAAGCAAUUGACUUUAUUAAUGUACAUUAUGUAUUUUGAACAUCUUCCAGUGAUCUUUUUAAUUAAACAUUACGAUUUAGAGCUAAGUUAGAUGUUAAGUGAUCGCUGUACCUUAUCGAGCCAAGAGCUUGAUGACUUCACAAAUUAUUGAGAUAAGUUAGGUGGUUGCGAUGUUGAGCGUGUUGUGCGUCUGAACCUCUUCGGCCGCUUGGACCCGUAGAAUUAGUGUUAAAUGUUUAUGUGUAUGAUGUGUUCAAUUAGAAACAAUAUUAGCAUUUCUCAUUACCGUAUAUCACCUAUAGUGGGACCGAUUCGACGGUUUUUCGAAGCCACCUCCUAUCUGUUGCAUAUUCUUCAUCGCCUUUCGAAAAAUAAAAAAAUAUAAAAAAAAAUAAAAAAUUGUACCGUGUAUCCAUAAGUGUGUACACGCCUAAGAAGUGAAAUUUCUUUAGUUUAUUUUCAUGAGUUCACACAAUGUUAAACAUCAGGAUCGUGUUGGUUCAAUACGGUGCGGUCCGAUCCGAGCCGGCGGCCUUUCAAUGAGUAAAAGCCGGAAUUGACUUAUUAGUUUUUCUUUACAGUACCCAAAAAAAAAAAGUUUCUCGUGAAUUACAUACCUAUACUAACGAGACUAAAGAAGUUUCACUUUAUAAAUACAGCUUCUUACUAAAACGAUCACCGACUAGUUUUAGAGUGACCAGUUUAUGAUAUAUUUGUCUAAAGAUAUUUUUACUAUAAAAUUUUGAAUAGUAUUAUUAAAGGCUCGGUAUAUGCAACGCGGAAAACUAACGAUUUCGCCUCGAUUAAGAGGCCUCACUGCGGACCUUGUCGAAUGACUUAUAAUGUAAGGUGCCAAAGAAUGAGUAUCAAAGAUAUGAUGACACUGUUUUUUGUGAAAAAAAAAAUUGAUCGCAUCUCUAAUAAGACAUAUCUUCUAAAUUUUUUUUUUGUUUAGAAAAUUCGUUUUCGGUACGGGUUAUUGAUCUGAUGUUCCUAUGCCAUUCGUGUGAUGUCUAAGCAACAAUAGUGCACCCGCUCUUGCGUAACUUUUUAGUGAAUACGUAGCGAUCGUUGCAAUUAUAUUUCGUUCGCUGAAUUCAAAAUGCUCUUUGAUGAAACUAUGAACUAGAACUAUACAUUAAUUACUUCACGCGGUUUAUUAAAGAUUAUAAUUAAGUCUUGCAAUAAUAUUUUAUGCUGCUUUUUGUUGAUUAUAAAUAACUAGGGUAAAUUAAUUACUUAAACUAGUUUUAUACGAGUGACGCUACGGGUGUGUCGUACGUGACAGCUUGCGACAAGUUUGCAGGAGGGGUAAUAGAACCGUGACGUGACUUAAUUAACGUACGACAUAAGAAUAACCAAUUGUUUAAUGGAAUCUCAACUGCCUUUAAACGUUGCGUCAUAAAACAUAUUUUCGUUAUUACGGAUUAUGCAAGGGCUGUUGCAUAUUUUGCAAAUUUUACAUGAGAUCAUUACAAGAGUUUUAUUAAAUUUUUAUUUUAUAAUACAAAAGAAAAAAAAACUAUUGCUAUUUUAUUAUAAUACAGGAACUUUUAUUUAGGGGAUUAGCAUGCCUAUUUGUGCAAGCCCUGACUUUUUGUCAAGCAAACUUGAGGCUAUAGUUUACAACGUGACUUUGAAUAAUUUUAAUACGUGGUUACAGUAUCGUUUCUAUAUCAUUAGUUAUUCUUAUGUGAUCCCAAUGAUUGCGACGAUCGUUAUGGAUAGCGACAGUUACGCGAUCUACCUCUCGAGAGCGGGCCGAUGUCAAUUCUAUUGUUGUUUAGCUCAAUUCAAGUAAAGGUGUUUCUUUCUAUCGUUUGGGUAAUACUUUUAAUUAUCCGGUGCCGUUCUGUCCAGGCCUGCACCGAUGGUUGUUGCCUCAUACGCAGUAGUCUGUUCGUAAUUGUGAAUUUAUUACAGCAAUAAAGUUCAAGAGUUAAUUUUUUAUAAAGAUUUUCCAUUUUUUAUGAAGAAAAAAAAAUUUUUGGUCGUGCCGAGUAACCGAAAGUAUAAGGAUCCAGUGCCCUGUAGAAGUAUGAUGUCCAUAGAAUAAAGACGAAAGAAGUCAUGCCUUGAAGUUUUUUAGUCAGUUAAAUGUAAACAGUACUUAAGUAAUGGGUAUGUUAUUAUAAAGAGACAUAAUAUAGGCGUUGUGGUGUAGUGGUGUUAGGGCACCCCUCACAUAAGGGCGGAUCGCACGUUGCUGUAACUUAAAUAAGCUAUGCAAGGCAGUUUCGUGGUCUUAGAAUAGCUGUGUAAUUGAUAUUUUGAUUGUGAUAGCCCUAUGUGUGGAGGGGCCGUUAGGUGUCGGUAAAGCGGCGAUCGCGAGUCAUUCGGCUACAUAGCCUUACCUACGUGCAAUGACAAUAUACUGUAAAAGCUUAGGAGAAAUAAAAUAUUGGUCUAACCGUUUGGUGCGUGUCCACGAGCGAGCUUAACGCCAAUUCUGCAUUAACACGUCAGGUAAACUCCACUCUGCGAUUAUCCUCUUAACGUAAAGUUUGCGAUACGUACCAGUGAGUUUAAUAUCGUAUCGUCUCGCGGUUGCUGUACAGAUCGCAUUGGUUUUUAGUGAUCUGCCUGAAAUUUGCUCUCGCAGACGUAUGUACAAAAAGUAUCCGCGCAUCAAUUUGUGACUUAUUUCAGUCCGGUUUAAUUAAAUCUCGCACUGUACAGUUUUAAGUCCAAGGUGAUUCUUAAGGCGGUUACGUAGAAUCACGGGAGUCAGUGGGAGAGUUGAAAAGUUACUCGCAUUGAUACAAUAUCGCGUGGUUAACCCGUUUUGGUCCUAUAGACUUGGACACGAUAAACUCGCUCGUGGAAAUGCUGCCUCAGAGAAACAGAUAAUGUGAACUCAAUAUGGUUGUAAGAUCCUCAAAGCUACCACCUUUAGGGAUUGUCAAAAAAGCAUGACCAUGUUCAUUUCUUAAGGUAUUAUCAUACGCUUUUUAGGUCAAUAAUUUGUGUUAAGUUUUUUUCUAAUCGACUGAAAAUUAGCAAUAUAUCCAGGAUUCACUUUCGAAAUCCCUCUAAAAAGGCUGGUAGCUUUAAGGAUCAUCAACUAAUUCAAAUAUCGAUUUGUUUAUAGAAGGAAGCAUAUUUUUAAAACGCGUGGUGACUUUUGCCUGGUUUUGGUAAAAAAAACCAGCAGUAAAAACAUGCCUAUAUAUAACAGAACGCAAGAAAUAGGUUCUAUGACUUCGUACUUGAAAAACUGUUGAAUUUAUUUUUACCAGCACAGUGCAUCAUCGGGCCAGUCGGUUAAGUUUUAGUUUAUGUUUCCUUCUUAAGCCCUGGAAUUUAUAUUAGGUCACCGAUUCGACACGCAUUUAUUCGUCUCUAAUAAGUUUACUAUGAGAGCGCGAUUGAAUUCGCGCUGCUGCUCUUUGCCAAUGAACACAGUGAAAAUAUAUUAAGGCAAAUUUAAUACGAUUCGACGACAUGCAGCCUUAGUGUUAGAUUUGUACACGCAAUCGUGGUCUCUUUCGGGUUUCAGAACACAAUGAGUAAAAUGGAACGUCAAGAGUGUAAUGAAACGUAAGAGUAACAGUUUCUUCCACACAUCUCUUCGUGUCUUAUUGAACACGCAGAGAUCUCCAAGUAAUAACCUUUUCCAUCGCCACUACUGAGUUACUGAGCUCUAUUAUCGGGAUAUGUUUCGGAGUAAUAAGUCAUAGAAUUAAUGACUCUAAAAUCAAGUAGCAUUAGGUCCAUUUUACUUUGACCAUAAAAAGAUUAGAUGCUCGAAAAGGACUACGAUUGCGAGAGUGUAAAUCUUAUAUUAUGAGUGACAGAAGCUUUGAAGCGCCAGUGUGUUGUCAGAGCACGCGGCCGCCGCGCCGCGCCGGCUAGGUUGUGAACGGCGCACGCGCCGCAAUAACUGAAUCUCCUCACGGUUCAUGGACUGUAUAUUUCCUGCACACAGUUGCGCCACGUGCAAUUUAGUCUGUGUUAUAUUAUUAUGUUGUUGUAUAUUUAUAUCUUACACCUUUUACAGUAAUAUGUAUAUAAUGUGAAAUUAUAUUCUUAAAAGAUUUUAAUACGCUUCACGCUUUCACUUCUAACAUUUUUUCGUGACUCGUUUCUGUUAUCUAGGAUAAAUUUACGUACCUAAAAGUAAUUAUAAUAAUUAUCAUAGAUGUAAAAUGUAAGAAACAAAAAAAAAUUAAAAAAAAAAAUAAAAAACAAAAAAAAAUACUUAUAUAAAAAACGAAAAAAAAAAGAAAAGCAAUUAAUAAAAAACCAAUGAUUGUGCCUCAAUGAACUGUGGUACGUUACCGUAACCGAUGGCAGGUUGAAUAGUUUCCUUGGAAAUGAUUACUUAUUAUGAAUUGUGCGGUAGGCGCGCCGCGACUUGCGGUUGACAAUAUAAAGGAUGAUUUAUGCUCGGCCGUUGCGGGAACGAGCCGUGUUCCGUGCGAGAUACGGACGAGAUACGGAUCCUAAAUAUCGCUUAGGGCUUGUUUCCGCCACGGUCUAGCACAGAUCAUCCCGUCUGCGAGUGCGCGGCGGGAUCCGCGUCCUCGCCUUGUGUAAUCAUUAAUGAGCUUAGCUAUGUUUUACUUUUAUUAUAAGUGUUAUGUCAUCAAUCAACAUUUUAUAUAUUAUAUAUAUACAUAUAUAUUCUUACGUGUAAAUAUUUUUAUCUAUUUAUUUUGGUUUUCAUGAAGUUUACCCGAAUUAAUAUGUAACUUAAUAAUAAUAUUGUUUAUUUAUUUGGAAUCGGAUCCGUCGGAGGUAACGCGAGGGUUUCGCACAUCGAGGACGUUUCGUACGUGCGUGCGUACUGCUAUGCUCCUUAAUACUUGUAUGUAAUGUCCGACCCAAAGGUUUUUAACACUUUAUACGUAUUUAUGCAUGCUACGGUCUCAUUUUUAUUUUUUUGGUUGAAAAUUUAAUGAGUUAUCAUUGUUUUUAAUAUAUGUCAAAAUCAAAUUUGGCGUUCUUAACGUUUGUCAGACGCAUUCUCCACAGUUAGAAAAACAUAGGUUCAAAUUACCAUAAACUAAACAACUGGUAGUCCCAAUUUUAUUAGUUAACAUCAUAGUAUAUGAGUAUAUAAUAUAAUAGUGUUAAUGUCAGUUAUUUAAUUAUUAUAUUUUUUCUAUUCUUAAAACUGAAACCAAAAAGACCGAUAGUAAUCGAGUGUAUCUUGAAUAAUAUUAUGUAACUUUCUGAUAGUCGCUAACCGGUGAAGAUUUGUCUCCUCCACACAAUUGGUGAUGAGUGUACAACCGUCCCUGAUAUGAGUUUUUUAUGAAGACAUCCGGUUGGCAACAGAAGAAUAGUUGCAGGAUUCAGUAGCUAUGCUAGUUAUACGCUUGCUUGCCGCAUCUGUAGCCAAAGCCGAACAGUUAUAAAUAGAAAACGUUCUACAGCGAAAACCUUCGGUCGGAUAUUACUUGUAUGCCAAAGUCGAUGUCUCAUUGCCAUUAACGACCACAAAAUAUUUAUAUACCUAUUCUUAGAAAAUCUGCGUGGAUCUCUGACAUCACAACAAUCUAUUGAUCGUACAAAUAAGAGCCAUUAUUGUAACGGCCUCCGAGGCCGGUGUUCUGUCCAAGCUGCUCUGGGAUUAAUUUAGCUCAAGUAUUUCAAAUAGUAGUUUGCUCAUAAUAUUGUUGUUAUUUUUGUUUAUUUUUUAUUAUCUUUAUUAUUAAAAAAAAAAAAAAAAAUACUACGUUGGCGUGCGGGUGAAAUUUUUAAAAUUGUGUUCGCCAACUACAUUAUAAUUAGCUAUUAAUGAUCUUCAACCUAAUGGACCAUUCUGUUAGGUAUUACAUCGUGUUCGCGUACAUAAUUCACGUAUACGGUACGCCUAAAACGUAUCUCGGUUAGGAUUUAAAUUUAGUUCCUCAGUCUUUCUAUCAUCUUAAAUGAUACCGACCGUUGUCUCUCCUAAAAAUAUUACUAAUUCGUUCAACUAGGCAUAUUUUACGAGCAUUUCGAAACGUCAAUUUUGUAGUGACUCUACCACCGGUUCAGCGAGUAGCAGCGACGUUUAUUAGUUCAAAUUUCAGUGAAAAUUAGUUUAAUUAAUAUGAAAACUAUACUUGAUGUCGUGCAACGGUCGGAUCGGCUUUAAAAACGCAUUUGGAUGCGAUCUCAAUCGAAAUAGCUAGAAUAAUAUUUAUUUAGUUGCUAACGCACCUUCCAGACCUCCGAGACUUCGAAACUAAUUAUUUAAUUAAAAAAAUUAGAGGCCCUUGUAGCAGUAUUGCCCCGACUGUAUAAUUCCCGGUUCGCUUGACACUUAAUGUUGUACUUUAGGAUACAACAUGGGGUAGUUCAUACUAAUUCUCUCACGAAGCCGCUACGAGAGCUUAAAAGAUCGAGUUCAACGCGUACUGCCCAAGAGUACAAAUAAGUAAGAGGGAGAGUUAAGAUAUCUGACCUCUCUUUCCUAUUUAUUACGUAGUACGUAAGUUGGUCGGAAGUUUGGAAAGGUGUGGUACGGGCUUAAUGCAGUGUCAUACUCGUAUAGGGACCAAAUACAUACGAAGCGGCAUGUUUCUGUCUCUUUCUCUCUUAACGUCCAUUGCGCUUUACGGCGAUGCUUACUAAAAAGACAACUCAUCUUUCCAUUUACGAAGAAAACGUAUGAUGACGUUGUUUAGCUUUAUAUCGUCAUAAGUGAUAAUGUACAAUAUUCAGAAGGGCCUUUUUUUAAUUUGAUAAGGUUUAGGAUUUCGCUUGUUAUCUUUGUUUAUAUAUAUUUUUGUACGUUGACGUCCUAACAAUAGAAGCAUAUUAGGUGAUAUCUACAAAUAAACUAGUCUUCCUUAUUUACGUUGGUCGUGCGGAUCGGCGUCGGCAAAAGAGGCAAUCAAUCCUCUAGUCCUGUUUCGUGGUGCGAUAAGAGAAUACCAAAUAUACUAACGAAGGCUUUCGACGUAGCGUAGCGGUAUAGUAGGGGUAUAGAGGUAGGCGGCCCGGGCAGCUUGGAACCCCCGUCUAUGUUACAAGGGAAUGGUUGGGUAGUAUUAUUGUAUUGCAUUUAUUUCUCUUUGUCAUAGUCACUCAAGAAUAUAUUUAAUUGACCUAAUGCCUAAAAUUGGAAUAUCAGAGUUUAUUUAGGAUGUUUCAUAUUUUACAUUUUAGUGUUUAAAUAUCUAAAAUUUACCUUAAUUAUAGUGAAUGGAUUUUUGUAUUAUUGGUAUAUAGCUGUAAGACAAAGGGUGUUCUCGAUUAACACAAACAACUGAUUAAUACAAAAUAAUUAAUGUACUGAGUGACUUUACGUGUAAACAGAGGGCCAUUGAUUAAAAUGUUGAAGUAAGCUAAAUUCUCUAUUUGAUAAUUUUAAUAAAUGUGAUCGCUGA